Molecule: messenger RNA, 1599 nt
Organism: Meyerozyma guilliermondii ATCC 6260
Lineage: Eukaryota; Fungi; Ascomycota; Pichiomycetes; Serinales; Debaryomycetaceae
Gene: HGT12
Product: Hgt12p
Exons: 1
Coding region: 1-1599 (532 amino acids)
Biological process (GO): carbohydrate transport; transmembrane transport
Cellular component (GO): membrane
Molecular function (GO): carbohydrate:proton symporter activity
Source: RefSeq, a predicted model, not a curated record
AUGGGAUUAGAAGAUAACGCACUCGUGCGUAAAUAUGUUAAUGUCGGAGAGAAGAAGGCGGGAUCCACUGGUAUGGGGAUCUUUGUCGGAUUGUUUGCUGCGUUUGGAGGUAUUUUGUUUGGUUACGACACCGGAACCAUUGGUGGAAUCUUGGGAAUGAAGUACGUGACAGAAAGAUUUCCUCAAGACUGGAAACACGAUAAAGGUGUUCCACAACAUACAUUCUCAUCAUCGGAAAAAUCUCUUAUUGUGUCGAUUUUAUCGGUGGGUACUUUCUUUGGAUCUUUGCUUGCUCCUUUACUUAACGAUACCCUUGGACGUCGUUAUACAUUGAUUAUUUCUUCUUUACUUGUGUUCAAUUUGGGAGUUAUUUUACAAGCUGCUGCCACAGCCAUUCCAUUAUUCUGUGCGGGUAGAGCCAUUGCUGGAUUUGGGGUGGGAUUAAUUUCUUCUUGUGUUCCACUUUACCAAUCAGAAUGUACUCCCAAGUGGAUUAGAGGUGCGGUUGUGUCUCUUUAUCAAUGGGCAAUUACCAUUGGAUUGUUGCUUGCAGCCUGUGUCAACCAAGGAACCAAAAACAGAAACGAUUCUGGAUCGUACAGAAUUCCUAUUUCCAUUCAAUUCUUGUGGUCGUUGAUUUUGGGUAUUGGUAUGAUUCUUUUGCCUGAAUCUCCUCGGUUCUACAUCCAUGUUGGUAAAGAUGACAAGGCCAAAGAUUCGUUGAGAAGAUUGAGAAAAUUGCCCAUUGAUCACCCAGAUUUAAUUGAAGAGUACAUGGACAUCAAAGCCGCUUACGAGUUUGAAUGUUCGUUUGGAAAGCCUUCUUUGGCUAUGCUUUUCUCCAGAAACAACAAGCAGUUCAAAAGAUUGAUGACGGGUAUUUGGCUUCAAGCUUUCCAACAAUUGACCGGUGUGAAUUUUAUUUUCUACUACGGAACCACAUUUUUCCAAAGUGCUGGUAUCAAAAACGAGUUCUUGAUUUCCUUGGCUACCAACAUUGUUAACGUGGGAAUGACAAUUCCUGGUGUUAUUGCAAUUGAGCUUGUUGGACGUCGUAACUUGUUGUUGAUUGGUGCCGCAGGUAUGAGUAUCUCGCAAUUAAUUGUGGCCAUUGUGGGAGUAGCAGCAAGCUCCAAGGCAGCUAACCAAGUGUUGGUGGCCUUCUCGUGUAUUUUUAUUGCAUUUUUCGCAUCCACUUGGGGUCCUAUUUGUUGGGUGGUUGUCGGUGAAAUUUUCCCAUUGAGAACAAGAGCCAAGUCUGUCGCCAUGUCUACCGCUUCCAACUGGUUGUGGAACUGGGCAAUUGCAUACGCUACCCCAUACAUGGUGGACUCUGGAAAAGGAAAUGCCAACUUGGGUUCCAAGGUUUUCUUCAUUUGGGGUGGGUGCAACUUUUUGUGUUUCUUCUUCACUUACUUUAUGGUCUACGAAACCAAGGGUAUGACUUUGGAGCAAAUCGAUGCCAUGUACGAGCAUGUUGACCACGCUUGGAAAUCUCCAUCAUAUGUUCCACUCGAGCACGAGUUCAGAGGAGAAAUGUCUCCUCAUUCCAGCACCAAGGCCGAGGGUAUUUCCGAGGUCGAAGAUGCUUCUGUAUAA